This is a messenger RNA of Pectinophora gossypiella (pink bollworm), 1371 nucleotides long. RefSeq names its product zinc carboxypeptidase-like. The transcript has 7 exons. Gene Ontology annotation, molecular function: zinc ion binding; metallocarboxypeptidase activity. Lineage: Eukaryota; Metazoa; Arthropoda; Insecta; Lepidoptera; Gelechiidae. The coding region runs from base 63 to 1325 and encodes 420 amino acids. The record is from RefSeq and is a predicted model, not a curated record. Gene Ontology annotation, biological process: proteolysis.
GGACUGAUAAUACUUAAAAAAAGAAGCAGUAUUUCUUCACUCGGGCGUUACAAUUAGGCAAAAUGUUAAUGAAACUGAUUUUAUUUAGUGUUUUAAGUGCAAUAGUUGCUACAGAAAAAGUUCGAUAUGACAACUUCUCUUUAUAUAAAUUACAUCCAGCAAAUGAAGAACAGUUAGAAUUUCUAAAAGACUUACAUGAGAAUGGUGAAGGUUUAGAUUUUUGGUAUCCCCCUACGAGGGUGGGGGACUAUGUAAGUGUGGUAUCUCCUCCUGAUAUGAAAGAAGAAUUCGAAAAUUCGCUGAAAAAUCGUGACAUACAUCCAGAGGUUAUGUUGGAAAACAUACAAGAAGCCUUUGACGCCCAACUCCAGAGCAGACGGAAGCGAGAUACAAACGCAACAAGAGAACUUUUCUGGACAGCUUACCAAACGCAAGAUGAAAUUAUUGAGUGGUUCCAUCAUCUGGCACAAACUUACCCAGAUGUGGUGUCCGUUGUUAUUGGUGGACGAUCUUAUGAAGGCAGAAACAUAACAGGAGUCAGGAUUUCCAGAGGUACAGGUCUGAGAGCCAUGUUUUUAGAAGGAGGUCAGGUUGGCGCUGAUUGGUUGUCACCAACAGUUCUGACGUACAUCGUGGACCAAUUGGUGAGAGGAGAGGACCCUGAGGCCAGAGCGGCUACUGAAGAAUUUGAAUGGCACAUCUUCCCAAUCAUCAAUCCUGAUGGAUUUGAAUUCUCACAGGACUCGGUUCGAUUGUGGGUGAAGAACAGGAGACCUAUCGGUUCUGGAAUACAACAAACCUUCGGUGUUGAUCUCACUAAGAAUUGGAAUUCUCAAUGGGGAGUCAGUGGCGGUAGCUUCACUCCAGCAAGCGACAACUUCAUAGGAUUGGGACCGUUCUCCGAAAUUGAGACCAGGUCUCUCUCCCGCUAUAUUGAGAGUAUCAGAUUCAGACUCGAAGGCGUCUUAUCCUUCAGACAAUUUGGACAGAGAUUUCUUGUACCAUUCGCUCAUACUAGCGAGGCCCUGUACAACUUUAAUGAUGUGCUGACGGUUGGCAGACGAGCUAUGGGGUCGUUGGCGGUGCGCUAUGGUACUCAGUACAUUGUGGGUUCAUCUAGAAACGUCCAUGACGGCGCCACAGGUACCUUGGCUGACUGGGUGAAACAUCGGUUCAACCCUACGUUGGUUGCCACCUACCAACUGAGGGACCUUGGGCUAUGGGGAUACACCCUCCCAGUAGUGCAGGUACAACCAUCUUGUGAAGAAACCUUCGAUUCCCUCAUGGCUUUGCUCAGAGAAGCCAGGUUCACGAAUAUGCUGUGAAUGUUGCAAUUUUUUUUAAUAAAGAGUUAUUUAUGAAAGAAUUUUA